This is a messenger RNA of Priapulus caudatus, 2550 nucleotides long. Its product is annotated as chitotriosidase-1-like. Gene Ontology annotation, molecular function: chitin binding; chitinase activity. The transcript has 9 exons. The coding region runs from base 350 to 2083 and encodes 577 amino acids. Gene Ontology annotation, biological process: carbohydrate metabolic process; chitin catabolic process. NCBI's taxonomy places the organism in Eukaryota, Metazoa, Priapulida, Priapulimorpha, Priapulimorphida, Priapulidae. The record is from RefSeq and is a predicted model, not a curated record. Gene Ontology annotation, cellular component: extracellular region.
UGUUGCGUUUCCCAGAAAGACAGGCAACAGCGCUUAGAACCGCAAACAGGUAUUCGCAUGAGCAAUCUUCGCGUGAGAUAUUUCUCGAUGGCGCAUACUCAUCGCAGCCUCACUACAGCAGUAGCAACCUGCUGCUUCUGUGCUGCUCACUUCGAGCAUCGACAUUGUCCUUCCUUUCCGCGAAGGCCGACCCGCAGAGACCAUCGGAAUCGCUCUGGGGUGGCAUAGAUCUUGGUGCUUACAGGUAUAAAACGACGGGUGUUGCCGUCGGCCGCUCAAAAUCAAAGCAAGCUGCCGUCGUCUGCCGCUGCGAUCGGGAGACAAGCGCGACUACUACUUCACGAUAAACAUGAGGAUGACGCCGACGAUGAUGCUGCCGACGCUAGUGAUGUGUUUGGCGCUCUUCGCUCAGCACGCCGCCGCCUACAGAAUCGUCUGCUACUAUACGAACUGGUCGCAGUACAGACAAGGCGUCGCCAAGUUCCUUCCGAAGGAUGUCGACCCCAAGCUGUGCACGCACAUAAUGUACGGAUUCGCCCUGUUCAGUACCGGACCGAGUUACCAAUUGAAAUCGAUCGAAUGGAAUGACGAAGCGAUGUACGAACAGAUAAUCGCUCUCAAGCAGAAGAACCCGCAGCUGAAGGUGAUGCUGGCGAUAGGCGGCUAUAACUUCGGGCCGUCGCAGUUUAGUAAGAUGAGCUCCACCGCCCAGGGUCGCAAGAGUUUCGCGACGAACGCCAUUCCGUUUUUACGAUCUCGCAAUAUGGAUGGUUUGGAUAUUGAUUGGGAGUUUCCCGGGGAGACAGAGCGUGGAGGAAGUCCGCAGAGCAAGAGAAACUAUCCACUCAUGAUGCAGGAUUUGAUGGCUGCCUUCGAGGAUGAGGCGCGUCGGACGGGUAAGGAGCGGCUGCUGCUCAGCGCCGCAGUGUCAAUCGGACAGCACAACCUACGACGUGGCUACGACAUCGACGGCAUAUGCAGGAAUUCUGAUUUUCUCAAUCUGAUGGCGUACGACCUUCACGGACCUUGGGAGUCGUUCGCCGGUCACAACGCACCGCUGCACGCUAAGGAGGACGAAGACGGCGCGUUAGGAACCAUCAACCAGGAGUGGGGUGUAAACAAAUACAUUCGCGAGGGAUGUCCGUCUGAGAAGUUGACUCUGGGCAUGCCGACGUACGGCCGCUGCGUGAUGCUGGCAAACGCCGCCAAACACGACAUCGGCGAUCCAACUACGGGACAGUCGUGUCCGCCGGCGCCUUUCACCCGCCAGGCCGGCUUCGUGGCAUACUACGAGGUUUGCGGACAUCUGAAGAAUGGCUACACUCGUUAUUUUAAUACCGAACAAAAGGUUCCCUACGCUGUGAAGGACAGAAACUUCGUAUCCUACGACGACCCACAGAGUAUCCGGGCAAAGGCGAACUUCGUAAAGCAAAAGCGAUUGGGGGGUGCCAUGAUAUGGGCAUUGGACUUUGACGACUUCACGGGCACGCAGUGCGGGCAGGGCAAGUAUCCGCUGCUAACCACCAUCAACAACGUGCUGGAAACGAGCACGUCAGUAGUGCCCACAACGCGACCCACCAGGCGACCGACGACGACGCGGCAACCGAGGACGAGGCGUCCGAGAACCAGACGCACAACGACUCCACGUCCCACGACCACCGCCGCGCCGCCGCCGCCGACGACGCGGCGACCGAGGACACGUCGUCCGAGAACCAGACGCACAACGACUCCACGUCCCACGACCACCGCCGCGCCGCCGCCGACGACGACGACGAAGAUCGGCAAGCCCGACGCUUCGUGCGACGUGUUCACCUGCAAGGUGGAUGGCUUCUUCGCCGACAAGAGGAACUGCCGACAGUACCACCAGUGCCAGUGGUCGGGCCUGCCGCACGAGAUGCAGCAGCGGUGGAGCUGUGUUGAAGGACUCAUCUUCUCCGAGGAGUUUCAGCAGUGCGUUUGGGAGUUCCAAGUGAACGACCUGGACCGCCUGUGUGGCCUGUGCGAUCACCUUGGUCUUGCCAACAUCCUCUUCCCAGCACCAAUCAAGGUGCAGUACUCCAACUUCCCGACUAGCUACGUGUAAGCAGGGCGCCGCCAUGUUGGAAACCCAGGGUCAGUUGUCGGGAACAAAAUUAGUCUUAAUGAUAGUUUUAUCAUUUAUUUUUUCUCAGAGACUGUUGACAGAAACAGGAUGAAGUUACGAGUUUUUUAUACGUAUAGUGUAUAGAUUUCCGGUCCACAAGAUAAUCCAAUGUUAAAAAAACUAAUGUUCAGACUAAUUUUGUUUCUGACAAUGGGCCCGGCUGUUCCGUGAGCCAAUCAAAAUUAUGUCGUUCACCAAAGAUAUCUCACUUUACAUCAAUCUUGAGUGCCGAGUAGACAGUCGUGCGGAGAUUGGUGUGCGUGCAAGCACAACUGACAACAAAUCCGACUGCUUUUUUACAAACGCUGAUGAGGUCAGUGUUUUAGUGUCGAGAGUUUACUUCUUCUUCUUCUUCUUCUCGGGUCACUACACUACACUCGGCCCAGCCACUGCAGCACACAGGACUU